CAACAUUCACAACCCUGAAACUCUCUUUUCCCUCUCUCCCUUGCUGGGCUCCGCCGCCUCGUUCAUUCUAUUCCGCCACCGCGAGUUAGGUGGUUGCUUUAAUUGAACAAUUUAUGUGAUAUUCACAAACCCUUAGCUGUUUCUGCUGCGUGGAACCCCAGACUGCGGUUGUGGCACCAAAUCCAUUAUCACCCAUUGGAUUUUCUUAGCCCUGUAUUAUAUUUAAGGAGAAAAGGGACUGUUUGUUCUACUAUUAUUAUUUUAUCAUUUCCCCCCAUUUAAAAAAAAACAACAUUGUUCUGGGAUUUUUCUUCCAAUUGCUUAAAGGUUGAAGCUUUUUUCAUCUCAAGACUGAAGUUUGAUUUCUCUCUGCACCAGUUAGCCAUUACCUUCUUUAUGGGGAGUGAUACCACUGAAGUUACUGAUGCACCCCUAUCUCCUCAAUCCAUUAAGGUGCAUCUUCAAAUGUGCACGGAGCUGAUCAAGUUUGUGAAUAGAGCCUCAAAAUUACUUCCGGAAAUAGAAGCUUCUAGGCCCCGUUGCACGUCUGGAUUAGACUCACUAUGCGUAUUCAACAAUGCCAUUGUCAAGGCCACGUCCAUCAUUCGGUGUUGCAGUGAAUCUAGCAAGCUCUAUCUGGCUCUAACAGGGGAUGCUAUUCUCUCAAGAUGUAAGAAGUCAACAAUGUUGUUGGAGCAAAGCUUAAGCCAGAUGCAAUAUAUGGUUCCUGUUAUGCUUGCUGCAGAGAUAUCGGUGUUAGUUGCUGAUCUAAGAGGGGCAAGAUUUAGCUUGGAGCCAUCGGAGGAGGAAGCCGGAAAGCUUCUGAAAGAUUUGCUUCACCAGUAUUCGCACGAAUCGGGCCCCACAAGGGACACCACGUUCACGGCCAUUCAAGUUGCGAUUUUGAUGCUCAACAUAACCACCCCGAAAGCACUCCUCGCAGAAAAAAGAUCCAUCCGGAUGCUUCUUGACAAAGCCAGAGACUCGGAAGAGUCAAAGAAGAAGAUUCUCUUCUUCUUCCUUAACCUCCUCAACAAGCACGCAAAGAGAAUCUUGAAAGAGAAACAUGAUCACGAUGAGUCUGUGCAGAAACCCAAAGGACCCUUUUGCCCUCCCUCGUCCGUGGAGCCUCCUGACGAGUUCAGGUGUCCUAUAUCGUCCAGGUUAAUGUACGACCCGGUUUUGUCCGCUUCUGGAGUGACCUAUGAGAGGAUGUGGAUACAGAGAUGGUUUGACGAAGGCCAUCGCACGUGUCCUAAGACAGGGAGGACCCUGACCCACUUUUUGCUCACCCCCAAUACCCACAUUAAGGAUUUGAUAUCAAAGUGGUGCGCGGAAAGUGGGGUCACAACUUCUGACCCCAAGAGCAUCCCCAAUGCUGUGGGACCUCACACGUGGGAAGUCUCGUCCAUUUCCAUAGCUAGCCUGGGAAGUUCCAUGAAUGAUCUCAGGCUUCCGACCGAUUUUACCAAUUCGUCCAUUGGUUCUUUGGUUUCCCCGAGUCCUAAAAUCCCAAAGAAGAAUACAAAUGUGGUUUCACCGGUUUGUCCUUUGGAUUCUUUGGACGGUCUGGAUUCACUCUCUUGGGAAUCUCAGUGCGGCGUUGUUGAAUGCGUCGCGAGAGUUUUGAAGCGCGACGAAGAUGGGGAUGGUCAAGGGGUUAAGAAGUUGCACCCCGAGAGGUUUGUUCAGUCGUUGGUGAGAUUCUUGAACAGUGCACGCGAGUCGCAGGACAAGAAUGCCCAGAUCUCGGGGUGUCGGUUGAUGUCAUUUUUCCUAAAGAAAUCCAGGAGUGCGGCUGUGUGUUUGGACGACAAGGCAUACGAAUUGUUGGCAUGGUUUCUAACAACCGGAGCCUCUGUGGAAGCUCUCUCCGUCUUCGAAAUCCUCUCCUCCCACACCCAUUGCCAAUCCAAAAUCGCGGCUUCCGGUGCGCUAAACCUCGUCCUCGACAUCCUCAACUCCAAACUCAGAGAUUCAUUGAGACAUUCUUUGACAAUCGUGAAGAACGUGUGUGGCAACGAAGACGUGAGAGUCUCGGUCCCCGAAACCGAGGGUUGCGUUUCUUCGGUCGUGAGGGUGUUGGAGAGCGACGACGUGGAGGACCAAGAACACGCCGUCGCGGUCCUCCUCUCGCUCUGCUCCCGAAGGUCGCGGUACUGCGAGCUCGUCAUGUCGGAGGACGUGAUCCCGGAUUUGUUCUGUAUAUCUGUGAAUGGGAACAAUAGAGGGAAGAAGAUGGCGUCGGAGUUGUUGAGGAUCUUGAGGGACGGGUCCCGCGAUGUCGCGGGAGAGAGUUCCCCGGACGGCAUCGAACGCGGCGGCGGCGGCGGCAAUGACUACAAGGAGAGAGAAUUUCCGUCCAAGAAGACGGGAAUUAUCGGGAAAUUGUUCCUCAAAAUUCGUUUUUCGGGUGCAAAAAGGGAAAAAUAGAGAGGGGAUGAACUUGAACCAUUUCCUCUCUGGAGUCGGGAACCAGACAGGACUUGGGUUCGGGAUUCGGGGCCCGGUUCGGGACUAACUGUUGUCGAAAACUAACAUACACCGUUUUGCCUAAGAUGCGGGGGUUGGGUUAGUACAUAAUACGGAGUAUAUUGUAUUAUUAUGAUUAUGUGAUUAAAUGUUAGUGUUGAAUACUUACAAUGCUAAGUGUUAGUGUGGUGUGGUUCUAAGGUGAUUUUGU
Cuscuta campestris is the source of this 2683-nucleotide messenger RNA. Lineage: Eukaryota; Viridiplantae; Streptophyta; Magnoliopsida; Solanales; Convolvulaceae. The record is from the annotation of a GenBank genome assembly.